Molecule: messenger RNA, 922 nt
Organism: Thrips palmi
Lineage: Eukaryota; Metazoa; Arthropoda; Insecta; Thysanoptera; Thripidae
Gene: Pmm2
Product: phosphomannomutase
Exons: 5
Coding region: 150-902 (250 amino acids)
Biological process (GO): protein N-linked glycosylation; GDP-mannose biosynthetic process; mannose metabolic process
Cellular component (GO): cytosol
Molecular function (GO): phosphomannomutase activity
Source: RefSeq, a predicted model, not a curated record
GCAGCAGACAGCACAGAGCAGCCGAUACGUGUGACGUGUAGGAAAACUUGGUGGAAAGAAUAGUAAAACUGGCGUCUACAGCACUUUUGACUAGCAUUUUAUCUAGAGGUUUUGUCACGACAAGACCUUUAAUUCGAAGUAAAUUCACCAUGGCUCCGAGGCGUGAGAUUUUGUGUCUUUUUGAUGUUGAUGGCACAUUGACAGCCCCGCGCAAGGUGAUAGAGGCUCCUUUCUAUAGAUUCCUUAUGGACGAAGUUAAACCUAAACUCUGCAUUGGUUUGGUUGGUGGUUCUGAUCUUUCAAAAGUGACCGAACAAAUGGGUGGUGAUCAUACUUUGAAAGAAUUUGAUUUUGUGUUUUCUGAAAAUGGUGUUGUGGCUUUUAAAAAUGGUACAGAGAUCGGCAGAGAGAGCAUUCAAUCAUUCCUUGGUGAAGAGCGUUUACAAAAGUUCAUCAAUUUUACCCUUUUAUGUCUGUCUCAAAUUGAGCUGCCUGUCAAGAGGGGCACUUUUGUGGAGUUCAGAACAGGUAUGCUCAACAUUUCUCCUAUAGGGCGAUCUUGCAGCAGAGAUGAAAGAAAUGAAUUUGAACAGUUUGAUAAGCAACACAGCAUCCGGAAGAACUUGAUAGAAAAAUUGAGGAACAAGUUUCCUGAAUUUGGUCUAACUUACAGUAUUGGUGGCCAAAUCAGCUUUGAUGUAUUUCCCAAUGGCUGGGACAAGACGCUCUGUUUAAAGCACAUUGAAAAGGAAGGUUUUAAGACUGUCCAUUUCUUUGGAGACAAAGUUGAUCUUGGAGGUAAUGACUAUGAGAUUUAUAAUGAUGCAAGAAUUACUGGGCACAGAGUUAUUUCUCCAGAAGAUACUAAGAAACAGCUUGAAGAACUUCUCAGACAAAAUUAAACUCAAAUUUCCAACUGAAA